AUGGAGGACGUGCCCGAGAAGCCUCAACAUGCUGAAGUCGAUGUUGCCGACAAAAACGAUGCUGUCAAAGACAUCGUCCCAGGCACCGUGAUGCCCGCGCUCACAGAUACCACUAAUAUUCCCACGACAACAAAAUGGGAGAUCCGCGCCUGGUAUGCUUACUACAUUGGAGCCAAUGGCCUGUCGCUGUUCAACUUUGGCCCAACGGCCUUCCAGAACUUGAUUGACCAGGCUGCUGGCGGCGAGACGGGAUUGCUGUACUUUAUGGGCAGGAUGCGCGACCCCAACUCCGUCGUGCUCUUGGCAAACGGCGUCUCGUUUGCGAUCCAGGCUGUUCUUUUCCUCAUCAUUGGAGCAUAUGCCGACUUUGGAACCGGUCGACGCUGGGUUCUGCUCGUCUGGUCCGUCAUUGCGUUUGCCAUUGGCUUUGCCUGGUUGGGCGUGCACGAUGCGAGCCACUGGGAGACGGCGGCUGGCCUUUACAUUGUCGGACUCAUCGGCUACCAGCUUACGCUUACCUAUUGGACAGCCGCAUUUCCAUCCCUUGCGCGAAACACAACUUGGAUCAAGGACUCUAACACGGCGUACCAGAAUGGCGAAAUCACCCUCGCUGAGCUCGAUCGACGCGAUGAGAUGGAGCGCAGCCGUCUCAGCAAUACUUCUUUCUUUAUUCAGUCCGUUACGGAGAUCCUCAUCCUCGCUGCCAUCGUAGGAGUCAUGUAUGCAGUCCAUGUCGACGACGGAACGGUCGAAAGCAACAACUGGGGCCUGUCCAUUCUCAUCGCCUUCGCAACGGGAGUCUGGCUACUCGUCUCGCUGCCAUGGUUCUUCCUUGAACAGACAAGGCCUGGAAUGCGCAUCCCUAAGGGCCUCAACAUCGUCACUGUGGGCCUGUGGCAGCUUAAGGAGGCAUUCUUGCAAAUCUGGCAGCUCAAGCAGAGUCUCAUCUUCCUUGCAGGCUAUUUCCUGGUAGGUGACUCGCUCAACACCACUGUCACUGUCAUCGCUACACUGCAAAACGCCAUUGUUUCAUACAAUACGCUCAAGCUCACGUAUCUGCUCAUUGUUGGUAUUGCAACGCAGGCAAUAGGCAUCGGUGGGUUCUGGCUCAUACAGAAAAAGUUUAACCUAUCUGCAAAAACCAUGUUCAACGCCAUCAUGGUUGCCAUCGUCCUUCUCGAUGGCUGGGGCAUCAUUGGCAACUGGACCGACAAGUUUGGCUUUCACAAUGAGUGGGAAGUCUGGCUGUACCAGGCCUAUUAUGGACUCUUUGUCUGCCCAUGGUACAGCUACUCCCAGAUCAUGAUUAGCUCCGUCACUCCGCGCGGGCACGAAUUUCUCUUCUUCUCUGUCUUCAACAUUAUCGGCAAGGCGUCUAGCUUUAUUGGUCCUUUGAUCAGUAGCGCCAUCAUUGAUGCCACUCCUGGCGGCACCAACAACAGCGCGCCGUUUUACUUUUUAUUCGCAUUGACGCUGGUAAGCGCCAUCGGCCUAUGGACCUUUUUGGAUCUGGAAAAGAGCGCGAGAGAGCAGGAAGUUUUCUUGGCCGAGGAGAAGAUACGCAUGGGCGACUCGGAGAGCUCUAGAUCAUGA
Molecule: messenger RNA, 1593 nt
Organism: [Torrubiella] hemipterigena
Lineage: Eukaryota; Fungi; Ascomycota; Sordariomycetes; Hypocreales; Clavicipitaceae
Source: the annotation of a GenBank genome assembly